Prunus armeniaca (apricot) is the source of this 1998-nucleotide messenger RNA. Lineage: Eukaryota; Viridiplantae; Streptophyta; Magnoliopsida; Rosales; Rosaceae. The record is from the annotation of a GenBank genome assembly.
AUGGAGAAUGUUGACAGCAUUAGCCCCUUGCAGUCUAUCCGUGACAACACGACCUUGGUUUCAAGUGAUGGAAGCUUUGAGCUUGGUUUCUUCAGUCCAGGUAGUUCCACGAAUCGUUACUUGGGGAUUUGGUACAAGAACAUCCCAGUUAGAACUGUUCUUUGGGUUGCAAACAGAUGCAACCCCAUUAAUUAUUCUUCCGGCAUGUUGAUGAUAAACAGCACAGGCAAUCUUGUGCUGUUGGGUCAGAACAAGAGUGUUGCUUGGUCGACAAGCUCAGUUAAACACGUCCAAAGUGCAAUGGUACAGCUUUUAAAUUCUGGAAAUUUGGUAGUAAGAGAUGUGAAAGAUGGAAAUACAGGAACUUAUUUGUGGCAAAGCUUCGACUAUCCUUCUGAUACAUUGUUACCAGGAAUGAAGUUGGGAUGGGACUUGAGGACGGGUCUACAACAGAGUUUAUCAGCAUGGAAAAAUUCAGAAGACCCGUGUCCAGGAUAUUUCACUUUUGGGAUUGAAAUGGGACAUGAUACAUAUCCUGAGGCAUAUAUUUGGAAAGGCACUGCAAAAUACUAUCGUAGUGGCCCAUGGAAUGGCCUGAGAUUCAUUGGUGCACCAGAAUUAAGGCCUAAUCCACUUUAUCGUUUCGACUUUGUCGAUAAUGACGAGGAUGUAUACUACAUGUACAACCUUCAAAAUAAAAGCUCAGAUAUCAGGGGAGGAGGUACCGGAUGUGCCAUCUGGUUUGGUGAUCUAAUAGAUGUCAGGCAGUUUACAGCUGCUGGACAGGAUCUGUAUAUUCAGAUGCCAGCUUCAGAGUUAGCUGAAUUUUCUGUUUAUCGUCCCAUCUCUACUGCAUCAUACAACCAUGAUGAAGAAAAUGGCAGUAAACUGAAGACGGCAGUGGCAAAUGCAGUUUCUGUAGCAAUGGUGCUCUCUGAAGUGCUGUUAGUUGGAUAUUACCUUCACCGAAGCAGGAGAAAAUUAAAAGAAAUAGGCAAAACAAAUCAGAACAAUGAAGGGGAACCAAAGGAGGACCUGGAGCUCCUGCUCUUCGACCUAACCAUAGUAAUAGGAGCCACAAAUAACUUUUCAAGCAAUAAUAAGCUCGGAGAAGGUGGAUUUGGAACUGUUUACAGGGGGACACUACAUGGACAAGAAAUUGCUGUGAAGAGGCUUUCAAGAAGUUCUGGCCAAGGAUUGAAUGAGUUCAAGAAUGAAGUUAUUCUGAUUGCCAAGCUUCAGCAUCGAAAUCUUGUAAAGCUACUUGGAUGCUGCGUUCAAGGAGAGGAGAAAAUGCUGAUUUAUGAAUACAUGCCUAAUGGAAGCCUGGACUCCUUUAUUUUCGAUCAAGUGAGAGGAGGACUACUGUUAGAUUGGCCUAAACGUUUCCACAUUAUCUGCGGAAUUGGUCGCGGUCUCCUCUAUCUCCAUCAAGAUUCCAGGCUAAGAAUUAUUCAUAGAGAUCUCAAAGCAAGUAAUGUUUUACUUGAUAAUGAAAUGAAUCCAAAAAUUUCAGAUUUUGGCUUGGCUAGAACUUUAAUUGGAAGAGAUCAGACUGGUGGAAAUACAAACAGAGUGGUUGGAACAUACGGUUACAUGGCACCUGAAUAUGCUAUUGAUGGGCUGUUUUCUGUCAAAUCGGAUGUACUUAGCUUUGGUAUUUUGGUGCUGGAGGUCAUGAGUGGAAGGAAAAAUAAGGGAUUGUACCAUCCAAACCUCAGCCAUAGCCUUAUUGGACAUGCAUGGAGAUUAUGGAAUCAAGGAAGGCCUUUAGAACUGAUUGAUACGUGUUUAGAAAGUUCAUGUACUCUAUCUGAAGUGUUAUGUCGCAUCCAUGUUAGUCUCUUAUGUGUGCAACAUCAUCCCGAGGACAGACCAAGCAUGUCAUCUGUAGUUAUAAUGCUGGGAAGUGAGAUUGCAUUGGCUCAGCCCAAACAACCUGGUUUCUUUAUAGAAAAGGAAUCACAUGAAGCAGGCUCUUCUUCAGGUAAUCAAUAA